UAUUUCUAUCAAGGUUCCAGAUGUUACUGACGCUGCUACCAAGGGGUCACAUUUUUGAGAACAUAUUAGACUUAAGAGUCUAGGAGCUACUAAAGGUUUGUGUAUCUCAGAAAGAUUCCCAGGCCUAAAGUAAUGCUGGGUAGGAAGGAGCUGCUUAAUGCUUACAGAUGAGACAGAGGGUUAGUGAAAAACUUUUACUAAUUUCCACUUAUGUAAGUAUAAUAAUUAAGACUAUUUUAAAAUACAUUUAUAUAAAAUAUAUAGUAAGUCUAUUAACAUUAAUGGUAACAUCAUAGAAUAUUAAAUAUAAAAACAGAUAAAUACAUUAUAUAUUUGGGACACCAAAUUAACUUCUUUCCUAGCAUAAUUUAAUAUUUAGGUGAUUGAAACCACUGGAAAUUAAGUUCUUUUUAAAGAGACUAAAGGAUAAAGGUCACCUUUUGGCUCUCUAAGCAGCAACAUGGCGGUGGGCAAGAACAAGGGCCUUAAGAAAGGUAGCAAAAAGGGGGCCAAGAGGAAAGUGGUUGAUCUAGUUUCUAAACAAGAUUGGUAUAAUGUAAAAACACCAGCUAUGUACAAUAUAAGAAAUACUGGAAAAACACUAGUCACAAGAACUCAAGGAACCAAAAUUGCAUCUGAAGGUCUCAAGGGUCGUGUUUUUGAAGUGAGCCUAGCAGAUUCAGAACAUCAACAGGCCUGCCAAAUCCAGAAGAUGAUGGAAACCUUGACCCAAGAGGUACAAACAAAUGACUUGAAAAAAGUGGUCAAUAAACUGAUUUCACGUAGCACUGGAGAAGACAAAGAAAAGGCUUGCCAAUCUAUUUACCCACUCCAUGAUGUCUUUGUUAGAAAAGUCAAAAUGCUAAAGAAGCCCAAGUUUGAAUUAGGAAAACUCAUGGAGGUUUACAGUGAAGGUAGCAGUUCUGGAAAAGCGACUGGGGAUGAGACAGGUGCUCAAGCUGAAUGAACCAAUGGAUAUAAACCCCACAGUCGAAUAAUCUGUUUAAAAUCCAGACAUUUAAUGGUGACUAUAUAAAGAACUUACACAACUCAAUACCAGGAAGACACACAAUCCAAUUUAAAAAUGGGCAAAGGAC
This is a messenger RNA of Miniopterus natalensis, 1097 nucleotides long. NCBI's taxonomy places the organism in Eukaryota, Metazoa, Chordata, Mammalia, Chiroptera, Miniopteridae. The record is from RefSeq and is a predicted model, not a curated record.